Messenger RNA from Helobdella robusta, 1314 nucleotides. RefSeq lists its product as hypothetical. Gene Ontology annotation, cellular component: nucleus. The record is from RefSeq and is a predicted model, not a curated record. The coding region runs from base 1 to 1314 and encodes 437 amino acids. Gene Ontology annotation, molecular function: RNA polymerase II cis-regulatory region sequence-specific DNA binding; DNA-binding transcription activator activity, RNA polymerase II-specific. Gene Ontology annotation, biological process: regulation of transcription by RNA polymerase II. The transcript has 12 exons. NCBI's taxonomy places the organism in Eukaryota, Metazoa, Annelida, Clitellata, Rhynchobdellida, Glossiphoniidae.
AUGGCCGAGUAUUUGAGGUGUCGCACGGACAAGCAUUUGAAGAUCUUGCAUGCCAAGGUCGCUCAGAAAUCUUACGGCAGUGAGAAGAGAUUCUUCUGCCCCCCACCCUGUAUCUACCUGAGUGGCCAGGGUUGGGAACGCCCACUCAAACCCAGUACCGACGAUGUACAAGUCUGUGCUUAUAUGGGCAUAGGCAACUCAGAUCAGGACAUGGUUCCGCUGAAUUUAGAUGGAAAGGAUUACUGCGCUGCCAAAACGCUCUUCAUAUCUGACAGCGACAAACGCAAGCACUUCAUGCUGAGCGUUCGCAUGUUCUACUCCAACGCCCAGCCAAUCGGCGUCUUCCAGAGUAAGAGGAUCAAAGUCAUCUCGAAACCCAGCAAGAAGAAACAGUCUAUUAAAAACGCCGAUUUAUGCAUUGGCUCCGGUAGCAAAGUGUCGCUAUUCAAUCGGUUACGGUCCCAGACGGUCAGCACCCGCUAUCUGCACGUUGAGAAAGGGAAUUUUCACGCCAGUGCCACACAAUGGGGAGCGUUUACAGUUCACUUACUGGAUGAUGACGAGAGUGAGUCUGAGGAGUUCUCCGUGAAGGACGGCUUCAUCCACUAUGGCUCUACCAUCAAGUUGGUUUGCGUUGAAACCGGCAUGGCACUGCCUAGACUGGUGAUUCGGAAAGUAGACAAGCAGACGGUGAUAUUGGAUACGGACGAGCCGGUCUCCCAGCUGCACAAGUGCGCCUUCUACCUCAAAGACACCGACCACAUGUACCUCUGCCUCGCUCACGAAAAAAUUAUACAAUUUCAGGCAACACCAUGCCCCAAAGAACCAAACAAAGAGAUGAUAAACGACGGCGCCCUCUGGACGAUAAUAAGUACGGACUGCGCCGAGUAUGCCUUCUAUGAGGGCAUGGGCCCUGUGGCACACCCUAUCACCCCCGUCCCUACCGUCCAAAGUUUGCAGCUGAACGGUGGUGGAGACGUAGCUAUGCUUGAGUUGACAGGAGAAAAUUUCACGGCCAAUCUCAAGGUGUGGUUCGGAGAGGUUGAAGCUGAAACCAUGCACAGGUGUUGCGAGAUAAUGCUCUGUGUUGUGCCAGACAUCUCGGCUUUUAGAUCGCAAUGGAAGUACGUCAGAGAACCCCUGCAGGUGCCAGUCAUGCUGGUACGAAACGACGGAAUCAUCUACGCCACUGGGUUGACCUUCACCUACACCCCAGAGCCCGGGGAAAACCCGAGCCCCACCCCCUCCGACAAUAAUAACAAUAAUAAUAACACUAAUAACAACAACAACCGUCUCACCUUUCAUGCUGUCUGA